Vitrella brassicaformis is the source of this 1500-nucleotide messenger RNA. NCBI's taxonomy places the organism in Eukaryota, Vitrellaceae. The record is from the annotation of a GenBank genome assembly.
ACCAACCAAGCAUGUGUCUGCCGUCCUGACGUGUGCUGUCAGAGAGAGAAAUGACGCCCCCGCUGUUCGUUGCCUUGAGCCUUCUGGGUAUGGUCGUCAGGCUGCCUACUGCUGCUGCCCAGCCCACCACAGUAUCCUCAAACUCGGUACCACAGUUCAGCAAAGGCGUAGAUCUGGCCCUGAACAGAACAGUCUGGUGUGUGUGCCCUGUCCACACAGGCUGUGAAGCCGGCCACGGCGGACUCGCUGCCGUAUCUCAUUGUGGUGGGCGUUGUGGAACAGGGCAAGACCUACCUGUCUGUGCUGGUCCGUCAGGCAGCUGGCACAACACACGAGUGGAUGUGCUCUGCCGUGCUGUGCUGUACUCGUGUGUGUUAUCGUUGUAGAAUUACGGGUCCGGCAGCGUCUCUCUGACGACGCUCGAUGAGUACAACACCCAGGUGUCAUCCGCCACCAUCGCACAGGACGACUCGCUCACCAGACAGACGCCUUUCGGUGCGAGCAAUGAGCUGACCUUCAUCUUUGAGGCGGCGAAUGGCACAGAGGUGUUCCGCCAGACAGACAAGAACGAUCUCAAACACACCCUCGACGCUCAACAGCAAGAUGUGGCGAUGGUCAACCUCAAGGUCAUGCCGAACAACGCCCUGCAGCUCGUUGUGGGCAACCCUUUGGCGUUUGACCUUCUGGUGCGAAUUGAGCACCAGGGCGAGAGGCUCUCUGGCCCCGGCAGAAUCCGCCCAACGGCCGAGUCUGAUUGGAUGCAAGUGGGGUUUCUGAGGCGGCUAGAGGAGGGCGAUGACUUCUACGUCUCCUUGGUGCCCAAGAACGAGGCGGAUGGCACUUCGCUGGUGGCGUUUGGCGCCAUAACGAACUGGCGGCCGUUCGUCGCACAGAGGAGGAGGGCACUCAGACGUGCAGUCUGAGUGACCACACAGGAGGUCGGCGAGAGCGCAGACCUCAUACUGUCACCCCGGGAACACCUUCCCGUCUCUCUGGCCGGUUUUAGGUGGCUGUUCGUGGGUUAGGUUACUUGCUUGACUGUCUCUCCUAUUUGUUAUGUGUUAUGUGGGUGGGUAAGUGGUGGCCAUUGACUGAUUGAGGCGGGGCGGUGAGUGAGGCGGCGAGAAAUGACGAGACGAAAUAGGCGUCUCGGUCUGUCCAUCCAGUGAAUAUCCAUCCGUGUUUGUGUGGCGGUGUGUGUCGAUAGUAGAGUAGAUUGAAUGUGUGGAGGCAGGCAGGUAGGUGUAUCCUCCCUCCACACAGAACUCUUUUUGGUUCGCUGCAUUGCAAUGCAUUGAUGCCUUUCUUCCGUCGUACUGGUUGGUACCUUGAUCUUGGCGACGAGAGAUUGUGAAUGGCGGGCCGUACAUGUGUGGGAAUGGGGGACGCUUGAGCCAUUGUUUCGUGAAGCUGGUCUAUUGCUGGAUGGAUGGAUGGAUGGGCAAUUGACCAGUGUGUGUGUGUGUAUGAAGUGACUUCCGUGAACGUCAACGCAUGCGC